Notechis scutatus (mainland tiger snake) is the source of this 6231-nucleotide messenger RNA. RefSeq names its product praja ring finger ubiquitin ligase 2 (gene PJA2). NCBI's taxonomy places the organism in Eukaryota, Metazoa, Chordata, Lepidosauria, Squamata, Elapidae. Gene Ontology annotation, cellular component: nucleus. Gene Ontology annotation, molecular function: ubiquitin protein ligase activity. Gene Ontology annotation, biological process: ubiquitin-dependent protein catabolic process. The record is from RefSeq and is a predicted model, not a curated record.
UGUAUGUGUGCGUGUGUUGCGACUGCCGCUGGUGGUGCCCUCUCGGCCUUUGGCUUGGGAAGCAGGUUUCAUGGACAAAUAAAAUGAUAGAUCAGAUGGACAAACAGAUGGCAGAAAGAGAGAUACUGGGAAAAUAUGGCUCAGACUGAAGUACUUUCUUACAGGACCCAGCUGAAUUUGAUGGGUCAGGAAGCUGGAAAACCCACAUGGCCAAAACCAGCAGGAGGCUAUCAAACUAUUACAGGGAGAAGAUAUGGAAGAAGACAUGCCUAUGUCAGUUUUAGACCAUCUCUGAUGAAUCAAGAAAGAUAUUCAAACCAACACACAGAAGAAUGUGAAGGAUUAGAACUAGACAGUGUUGUAAAAGAAAAUUUAUUGUGUUCCAGUCCACAUGUCCAAGUAUGUUCUCCAUUGGUAGCUACAUCAUUAUUACCAAAUGUUGGAUCAGAAGAACCUGUUUGUGAAGCUGAUUCUAGCCAAGCUAUCAACACAGAUACUUCCAUGUUUCCUCCAACAUGCUACAAUUUGUGUGAUCACCAAAAUGUUGCCAACAAUGAGAAUUCUAAUGACAAUGAGGAGUCUACUUCUGAAGAGUGCAAUAAUCUUCAUGACCAGAAUGGAAUUGCCUUUGUAAACAUUGACUCUUAUGAACCAGACAGCAGUGAUGGAGAGGAAGAUGGUUUCCAAAGUGCUAUCGCAUUAGCUAAAGAAGAAACAGAACUAUUUCAAGAAAAACUGGACAAUAUGCUUUCCAGGUUAGAAAAAGAUAUGGACUCCUUCAGUGAUCUGCAGUCACAUCUACCUAGUUUCAGUCAUAAUACCAUAAGUAAAAGUUUUGAAGAUCUUAGAUUAGUGCCUUUUAGAAGACUUUCUAGCAUAGAAUCAGAUACUGUUUAUCAAAAUAAAUCACUUUUGAAAAUAUCUAAUGAAGAAACUUUAGCAAAAAGUAACCGUGUUUCUACUUGUGAUUUAGAACAGAAAAUCAGUAAUACAGCUGAGUCUACAAUUAGGACACAUGUAGGAAUUUGUAAUGCACUGAGUACUACAAGCAUGAAGAUGGACCAAGAGAAUUCAGCUGAAUUGGUAGUAAGACCUAAAGUUAGAAAACAGAAUCCUGUUAGCGAGAUUGAUAAAAAACAGUCUGUAGUGAAUGAAGAGGAAGAAAAGAGAAGUAGUAAAAUGUGGAAAGAUAAUGUGAAUGACCAGCAAUGCAAUGCUGAAAUUAUCUCAAAGCAUAAUAAAGAAAAAAAAUCUAAUAUGGUUUUUGACCCCAAAGAGUAUGAAUUGGCUGAAAAGAAAGUAAAAAAUGAACCAAGGAAACAAAAGUCAAGUCUUCAAGAAAAAAUUAAAAUAGAUGAUAGUGCUUUCUGGGACGAAUUUGAAGAUUGUGGUAGAAAUCUAUCUAGUUCCAACAAAGAUGAAGAUGACAGCUCAGAAUGCAGUGAUGGUGAAUGGUCUGCAUCCCUGCCUUCUUAUUUUUCUGUGACUGUGAAAGAUCAGUCCUCCAGUGAUGAAAGCUGGGAGACACUUCCAGGCAAAGAGGAACAGGAACCUGAAGAGCAGAGUGAUAGUAGUGGUCUGGAAGAGGAACAUAAUGAAUUUGGUUUCCAAUCACGGGAACAGACAUUGCUAGAGGAUGGAGAGAUUCCUUGGUUGCAGUAUCAUGAAGAAAUCGAAAGUAGCAGUGAUGAAGAAAAUGAUCAAGAUAGCCAUUUUGUACAUCCUGGCUUUUUUAUGUUGGAUGGGAACAACAAUCUAGAAGAUGAUUCCAGUAUGAGUGAAGAUCUAGAUGUUGAAUGGAGGCUGCUUGAUGAAUUUGGGGAUGGUCUUGGGGUUGCUCAAGCAAUUUCGUAUGUGGAUCCCCAGUUCCUUACUUAUAUGGCCUUGGAAGAACGAUUGGCACAGGCAAUGGAGGUAACAAGCAUGUUCAUGGAAAUGACUUAUCAGCGUCUACAGACCGCUCUAGCUCAUCUAGAGUCUCUUGCGAUUGAUGUUGAGCAGGCUCAUCCACCAGCUAGUAAAGAGAGCAUAGAUUGUCUGCCACAAAUUAUUAUUACAGAAGAUCACAAUGCUGUAGGGCAAGAACAGUGUUGUGCUAUUUGCUGUAGUGAGUACAUCAAAGAAGAAAUUGUAACAGAGCUUCCAUGUCGCCACUUCUUUCACGUGACAUGCAUAACGCUUUGGUUACAAAAGUCUGGAACCUGUCCUGUGUGUCGCCAUGUGCUUCCUCCUGGGCUCUCAGAGUCAGCCACUCCCAUGUUUACCUUCUUGCCCGAUCAGGAUUCUACUUCUUCAGUCCAGAGUGCCUCGGGAACACAAUAAAGGAAUACCUGAACAAGAAUUUAGUCCAUCACAUUGUACUGUAAAGUUCUUUUAUUUAAUGAUAAUAUGAAAUUGGUUUUGUGUGUGCGCAUGUGUAUGUGGCAUACUAUACACACAUACAUAAAAACAUGUAGAAAUUCCAACACACACAUUUUGCAAGAAUGCGAGCUUACAAAAUGGUUUAGAAUUAUAAUAAGAAUAACAGACUGAAAAAUAAAAAGGUUGCACUAGUUUUCUGCGAUAAACUUAUUGCUCUUAACUAAUGUCAAAAGGUAAUUAUUCAGUUUGUCUUGAGAAAUGAUCAUUAAUGUGGCACUUAUAUUCAAAGUAAUGCAGCUGCAGUGCAGUUGGAGCUUACACAAGUUAUGCAUAUGAUAUGUUUUACUUAAUAUAAUUUUAGAGGCUGGGGCUACUUCUCUUAAAAUAGUGCCACUUAAUUACUUUGUAUAUAACUCUUUCAUAUUUGCAUCAAAUGUGAAGAAGUUCUGUGAUAACAUCAGUAGCAUUCUUUGGUUUCACUGAAAAUAAACAGCAUAUAAUCAAAGAAUUACCCUGUGAUUUCAUCAUGACCUCUGUGUGCAUGAGAGCUUUUGUGACUAGUACAAAAUAGGUUUAAUUUGGAUUAUUUUACACAGUUCAAAAUCUACACUUUCACAUUCCUGUUACAAGAAUUGAGGAAACAGCAGCAGAAUUAUAGAAGGCUUAUAGAACUAAAUGGCUUGAUAUUAAAAGUAUCCGCAACAGCCUUUCAUUGGAGCAACAGGUGCUCAAAACAAGCACAUUUUCGUAAGUACAAGUAUUCAUAUAAUACUGAUACACAAUGGAAAUCGGGUGACCUGUUAUUAGAAAACCAAAAUAGCCUUCCUGUGCAGUUUCUUAAUGUAUUUAGUUUCUGCCUCCUUAUAGUAUUGUUUUGUGUGAAACUACAGUUCAUUUCAGUAAAAUAAUGAAUUAACUUAUUAACUGUAUUCACUACUGUAGAGAUUAAUCAAAAUGAAAGUUUUUGUUUUAGAAAUUAGUUUCUUAUAAUUAAAUGGAAACAUAGCAUGCAUUAAAUGGAGACAGGGUAUAGGUUAUUUUAUUGUACAGUGCCAUAAGAUAUGCUUUCAGAGGUUCCAGCCAUAUCUUUUUCAAUUAAUUUGAUAUUAGCUGGAUUGAGCCUUUAUAGAGAAAGAAUCUAAUGACUACAUUUUUUUUCUUCUUAACUAUAGUUAGAAUCUGUUUUCUCUCCCCCCCCCCCCCCCCCAGGAAAAAUACAUUUGCAAUAAAACAAGCCCAUAAAGGAUUGUGGGGGUGGAAAUCAGUGAGGGAAUAAUCCAAAGGCCAUCAGCUAACAAUUUCUAGAGUAGAAGAGAAAAACAGUUGGGUUCAGUUUCACAAUGGAAUAGACUAAUUAUUAUUAAGACUUCCAGAGCAUUAUUGCACUCCCACUAUUCUGCAUUGCUGAAGAUACAACCUUACCAUUUUUUCAGGACUAAAGGAAAGGGAAAUUAUGUUCUCAGUUGCCUAGUUACAAGAUGUUUUCUUUCAUUUUUUCUAAAAAGACGAGGUAAAAAUUCGUAGACCGUUUGAUGCGGAAAAUCAAACUUUAGCAUUAAGAUAAAUUCCUUUUUUAACCACAGAAGACUAGGUUCCCCUGGCUUCUUGGUGACAUAAAUAUAUGAUAACAAAAAUUGGGCAUUUUCUUUUCUCAGCAAUAUAAAAGAUGCUUCUUGAAAACUAAAUUUCAUAGAUUACCUGAAUAAACAGGCAUUCUGCAAUUAAACUAUUGCAAUUAAGUGACUUUUUGUACAAGUAUAUAAUCUAGGGACAUGAUCAAAAUCUAUGAUCAUACAGCUCACGUAUCUUCUGUAUUGCAGAAAUAAAGCUGCAAAGAACUACAUUCUGCUCUCCCCUCAUUAGGAUAACCUCAUAAGUCUAAGUUGGGUAUGAAACUCAGAUUGCAGCGUCAUGUGACGUAUUGGGACUUUUUCCCCCUUCGCUAAACCAGGCGUGGCCAGCGCGUGACGCAUCUGGCCCGUGUGCCAGGAGUUUUGACAGCCCUGGUCUAAGUGCUAUUGCUAUUAUCAAGCAGCCUUACUUGCUUUAUUGCUUCAACAUAGAUUCCAAUGUUGAAAGAACUACCUUUAAACAGUAUUAUGGCAAUGCUUAAGUUAAUUUGUAACUACUUGUAACCUGAGAAGUAAGCAUACAGCAGAUUCAAUGUUGUAAUAUUUCUUUCAAUUUGAGGAGGUAAAGUAUGUAAGUUGAACUCAAAAGAGAAGCAAAAAAUAGUUUUUUUUAAACAUCAUAGGAAAUAAAUACAAGAUUGAUCCUCGCACCUGUGACGAGCUAUUAGUCCAUAAAUCUUGUGGAUGAGUUACUGUGUCAUUUAUGUUAAUUUUCCACCCUGCAUUUUUGCAUCUGAACAGCCAUUCAACCAGCACUGUAUCUAUAGAAACAGAAAUAGAAUCUAAGGUAAUGACUGCCAUGAGCAUAUGGCAACAAAUUUUAUGCUUUUGUUUGUCCAUACAAAUGGAAAAAAUACAUAUAUGCAAUGUAAGUGAAGUAAAUAAAGUCAAUAAUGUUAGAAAGCGAAAAAGCAGGGUUAGUAGCCAUAAAUUUUGGGGUUUCCUCUUGUCUGUCCGGAGAUUUCAUCUCAACAAAAUGUCUGCAACUGUCAGCCAAUCCUAACUAUGUACAACUGGAAGCUACAUGGAGAAGUAAAGUUCAUAAUUCUCUCCAUUGAUAGAAGAAAGGUUCUAUACAAGCAAGAUUUCAGCAAUUUGAAUUGACUGAAAGCUCUGUUGGGAAAAUAAUGCAUCUACUAGAUGUUGAGUGCUCAGGGAAAUAGCUUUUAGCAGUCAAAUAAGUCCACUAAUCCAAGAGCUGAUUCAGACCAAUAGGAACUAUUCACUAUUUCUAAAUCUAAAUCAUUUGGGCUUGUAUUAGAUUAGCUUUUUCUUGUAUUGCCCUAAUGCCACCAUCAGCUUUAUUUCCUAGAAAACCUUUCUGGAUGAUGUCUAUAUAAACUUAACAUGUUGCCUUUUAUAAAUAUUGAAGUAAGUCCCAAAUACUGCAAACAGCAUUUUUCUGUACAAAAAUCCUUUGGCAAUGCUGCUUCAGCAGUAGGUAAACUGUCUUUCCUCUGUUGUCUCUAAAGCUUUGACCCCGUUGGCUCCCCUUUCAUUAGAAAUCAAUUUUCUCUUGGCCUGUAAAACUUGUUCACAGCUUUAAUAUUUCACUAGAGUGUCAUUUCAUCCAAAUUUCAUCCAAAUUUGAAUUUGAGAGUUUUCUUUUAGCCUUUUCUGUCUUUAGGAUUAGAAAUGUUAAGUAGGCUACCUACAGAGGGUAGCGUUGAAUAUUUUGGAUGUAUUUCUAUUGUUACCAGAGAUAAAACUCACCUUUCCUUUACAAGCUAAAAAUGACAUGUAUAGGCACUCUGCAACCUUGCAAAAUAGGCUAAGGGAGAAUGGUGAAUCCAAAGGUCACCUAUUAGGCCUUCAUAGCUAAGGUUGGAUUUGAUUAGACCAACUUAACCAAGAUACCACAAGGGUUUUAUUAUUUGAACAGGUGCCUCAGAUUUUGUAUAGACUAAAGACCUAAUGGAGACUUUUUAAAUCAUAGCUUUCCUCAAAUUAAGAACUGAGCACAACAGAUACCAUACGCUUCUGCAACAUGCUACCAGUUUCACCCUGUAAAUCCUAGUAUACACCUCCAUUCUAGUUACAUCAAUCAUUAGCUACAAUCUCUUUAAGCUCUUAGAAGGACACAAGCCUCUUGGAAUUGCUUCCCUAGCUUUAAAAAGUUGCACAAUCUUGUGCUAUGAUGUGAGCAUGUAAACUAAACUAAUUUUCUGUGUAAAUUUGAAACUACUUUCUCCAUACUUUUUGGAUGUGUGUAAAAAUAAAUAGUUUCUCUGUUUGAAUA